AUGAUUCCCCCUCUCAUCUCACUAGAAGAGCACUUCUUCUCGGCAGCCAUGCUUGCCUCCCCCACCGCGGCCAAAUACAGUGAACAAUUCAAACAUAUUACUGGUCUCCGGGAUAAGCUGGCGGAUGUUGGGCCUCUACGCCUUUCAGACAUGGAUGAGAACAACAUCUCAUUUCAAAUCGUGUCGCAUGCCCCAGGGUCAUUAUCUGCUGGCGAAUGCCGGUCCGCCAAUGACCAACUAUCGUAUCUGAUCCAACAAAACCCCGAUCGCUUCGCCGGCUUCGCGGUCCUACCCGUCGAUGAUCCAGCCGCGUGCGCAACGGAACUCAAACGGUGUAUCACCGACCUCGGCUUUGUCGGCGCCCUGAUCGACAAUCACAGCUCUACGGGUGCCUACUACGAUGGAGCAGAAUAUCUGCCUCUAUUCCAGACUGCGUCUGACCUCUCUGUGCCCAUAUACCUACACCCAACAUGGCCCACCACAGCUAUGCUCUCAACCCUCUACACCGGCAAUUUCCCCACAUCGGCCACCCAAUCCAUCUCCGCGUCUGCUUUCGGCUGGCACUCUGACGUGGCAACACACAUCCUACGGCUCUUCGCCAGUGGCCUCUUCGACAAAUUGCCCAACCUGAAACUGAUCGUUGGGCACAUGGGUGAAAUGCUACCGUUCAUGCUCGCGCGCAUCAACCAGCUCUCCGUGCGGUGGGCGCCAUCGCCCCGGACGUUCCAACAGGUCUACGACGAGAAUCUGUGGAUCACGACGAGCGGGAACUGGAGCGUCGAUCCCAUGGCGUGUAUUCUGCGCAACACCAAGAUCGAGAGGAUUUUGUUCUCGGUGGAUUAUCCGUUUGCAAGGAAUCAGGAUGGCGCCAAGUUUAUGCGCGAAUUUGAGGAGAGUGGGUUGGUGGACUCGAAGGGCCUGGAGAUGAUUGCGUUCAGGAAUGCGGAGGCGCUGUUGGGCGUCAAGCAUACGAAGGACAAGUUUUGA
Messenger RNA from Exophiala bonariae, 987 nucleotides. RefSeq lists its product as uncharacterized. Gene Ontology annotation, biological process: secondary metabolic process. NCBI's taxonomy places the organism in Eukaryota, Fungi, Ascomycota, Eurotiomycetes, Chaetothyriales, Herpotrichiellaceae. Gene Ontology annotation, molecular function: hydrolase activity; carboxy-lyase activity. The record is from RefSeq and is a predicted model, not a curated record. The coding region runs from base 1 to 987 and encodes 328 amino acids. Gene Ontology annotation, cellular component: cytosol; cytoplasm. The transcript has a single exon.